Vicia villosa (hairy vetch) is the source of this 546-nucleotide messenger RNA. RefSeq lists its product as uncharacterized. The transcript has a single exon. The record is from RefSeq and is a predicted model, not a curated record. Lineage: Eukaryota; Viridiplantae; Streptophyta; Magnoliopsida; Fabales; Fabaceae. The coding region runs from base 1 to 546 and encodes 181 amino acids.
AUGCGCAGGCUUGAGGGUAUUCAAAAAAGACUUCAACUGCAUGAUAAUACGGGCGGCAUGAGGAGAUUGGAAAUCAAUUUACAAAAGAGGUUUAGUAGGAUCCUAAACCAAGAAGAGCUUAUGUGGCAUCAAAGAUCUCGAGCAUUGUUGCUGGCGGAUGGAGUAAGGAACACAAAAUACUAUCACAUGCAGACCAUCGCAAGGAGAAAGAGGAUUAAGAUCCUAAUGCUGAAAGAUGAGAAUGGAGACUGGAUAAAUGAGCAUAAAGCUUUAAAGAAACACGUAACAAAAUUUUAUAAGAACUUAUUCGCGGGCCCUAAUCACUGGUGUAAGUGGGAGAAAACUAAGGUUAGUUUCCCAUUGCUUGAUGAAAAGUGUCUGAGACGGCUUGAAGGUGAUAUUCAUAUAGAUGAAGUUAAAUGCACCUUGUUCUCCAUGAAGCCAUGGAAAGUUCUGGGUCCUAAUGGUUUUCCAGCAGGAUUCUAUCAGAAGGAUUGGAAAGUGGUCGGUGUGGGAUUGAGUAAGUUGGUUCAGGAUGCUUGGUAG